This is a messenger RNA of Trichobilharzia regenti, 1862 nucleotides long. Lineage: Eukaryota; Metazoa; Platyhelminthes; Trematoda; Strigeidida; Schistosomatidae. The record is from the annotation of a GenBank genome assembly.
AUCUUUAAUGAUCAAAACGAUAUACAGCAGCAUACUUCCGUUUAUCAUCUGAAUCUUUUUAUUUGUUCAUACUAGGCACUGUGAAAUACGUCUAUCAAGGCUGAUGUCCGCACUAUUCAAGCAUCCCUAAAAUGACCUUGGAGCUGUGGGUUUUGAGCAUUAUGUCUAUCGUCACGACGAUAGUCAUCAUCACAUUUAUUCUUCUUAUUGUGAUGUAUCUCACCACAGAUCCAUAUCCCAAUCUAUCUCGGACUAGCGAAGAAGAGUACUUUUUUGAUCCAGAAUCUUCGGAAUGCUUUAAAUUACCAUACGGGCUUACAGAAAGACCUGAGAAAGAACUUUCAGUUAUUAUUCCGGCGUACAACGAAGUCGAAAGACUUCCUGGAAUGUUGGCUGAAACUUUGGAUUACCUUAACAAAAGAAAAAAUAUGAAUAAGGCAUUUACUUUCGAGAUUAUUAUUGUAAAUGAUGGCAGUAAAGACCAUACAAGAGAGAUUGCUCAGAAAUAUUCUAAAAUGGAAGGUUCGGAUACUGUCCGUGUCAUAUCCCUUAGUAGAAACCGUGGAAAGGGUGCAGCUGUCAGAAUAGGAAUGCUUUCAGCACGUGGUCGUAUACUGUUGUUUGCGGAUGCUGAUGGAGCGACUCAGUUUUCUGAUAUUGAAAAGUUAGAAGAAGCUUUGUCAUCGUCAAUAGCUAAUAGAUGGAAUGGUGGUAUGGCAGUUAUAUGUGGUUCUAGAGCACAUUUAGAAGAACAAGCAAUUGCUAAACGUCAUCCACUAAGAAAUUUACUUAUGUAUGGAUUUAAAUUGUUUGUUUGGCUUGUUUGUGUUCGUGAGUUCGUGAUACCCAGUGUGGAUUUAAAUUAUUCAGUAGACCUGCUGCUCGUGUACUAUUUCAUAAUUUACAUGUUGAACGUUGGGCAUUUGAUGUAGACCUCUUAUAUUUAGCCAAACAUUUUGAAAUGAAUAUAGUUGAAAUACCUGUUCAUUGGAAAGAAAUUCCAGGAUCAAAAUUGGUUCCAAUUUUCUCAUGGAUUCAAAUGGCUAAAGAUUUACUCAUGAUUCGUCUGAGGUAUUCUCUAGGAGCCUGGAAAAUUGAACCAGUUUAUACAUAAUGUCUUAUUAAUGUAGUAAACAUUCCUUUAGUCAUAAUAAUAUUAUCAUUAUUAUUAUUAUCAUUAUUCUUUUCAAUGUAUCGUGUACAUUCCUACUUGAUAUUCGUGUAUUUUAUAUUUUUAUUUUCCUCUUCUUCCGCUUCUUCUACUUCUGUGAAGUUCCAUUCCAAUUAUUGCACAAAUUAAGUCUCCUUUUUUUUCUCUUGUCAUAUUCUUCUAUUACUCUACUUAUUAUUAGUAAACAAAACUGUGUACUGCUUCUGGUAAUGACACACUGGAAAGUAAUUUCCUUAACUACAACUUGUACGCAGGAUUAUGCUAGAACAAGAUGGAUUGUUGUAUAAUCAUUAUGACUAAAAUUUCGGACAGGUAGUAGAGUAUCAGUGGUGUCUUGUGUGUUUUUUUAACUCAGUUAUCCAGAGCAGAUUUAUUAUGUACGUACGAGGCUAAAAGCCACACUUAUCGUAUGAGAACUAGUCAUGGUGAUGGUACUACCCAGUUGCCGUACUUGUUGAAUUAGGGCUCGUUGACUGAAUGAAUACCGAGUCCUUGAGCAGUAGAGUGAUGACAGAAGACAAGAGACUUGAUAAUUGAAUGUUUGUUGGCAUUCUGAUAUACACAUUUAGGGAAAUUAUGUUUACCAUAUAUGAAAAUCGAUAUAAAAGUAUAAAACUUGGGCACUUUGGUGGUAGAGUAUAACUCCUUUAUAGAUAAGAUUUUAUUUUGAUAAAUCACACAGUGGAGUGUU